Molecule: messenger RNA, 1158 nt
Organism: Entrophospora sp. SA101
Lineage: Eukaryota; Fungi; Glomeromycota; Glomeromycetes; Entrophosporales; Entrophosporaceae
Source: the annotation of a GenBank genome assembly
AUGCCAAUAGAAUAUCCUGAAAUAUCAAAUGAAGCAAUUGCUUAUAUAUUUUAUGUCAAAGAAUGGAAUGAUGUCUCCUCUGUAACAAACGAUGUAAUUAAAAACUCAGUAUUCCUAUUCAAACUGACACAUAUGGACGAGCCUAGUGGUGGAAGUUCUAAAGUAGGAUGUCCUUAUUUUGUAUGUCCACUUGCUGGUAAUGAAAUAUUAAAUGCAUAUCAUAAGACAGUAAAUCUUGAAAACAACCAAUUUAUUUCGAAUCUUAAUUCAAACAUUCCUUCCAAAAGACAAAGACAUGUUACUACUCAAAUUGAGUACCUUGCAGCUAUUGCAGUGAAAUGCCCCUUUAAUAAUUAUCAAUGUGACAGAAAACCUUGUAUUAAAAAAUACAAAAUUCAUGGAACUGAUGAAUUUAGUGACUUUAUCAGCUGUGAUAGAUAUUCUUACCACCAAAAAGGUCAUUUAUCUUUACAAAUAAAACCUGGUGUUGGUAUCAAAUUAUUAAGAACAUUAUUUGGUAAUGAUGAACAUAUCUCUGAUAAAAACAAUGACACUAAUUGCACUACUAUUGUUUCUUCACACAUAUCUCAAGGAAUUCACAACCACCCACCGCCACCACCUAUCAAAGUUCCAUCAUUUAUAAAAGAUAAAUUGAAAGCUUUAAUCCAAGACUUAGAAUCUCAAAUUGUGGAAAUUAAGGCAAAUCAAUUAUUGACAGGUCAUUUAAUAAAAUCUGUUUUUGGAUCUGACUUCAUUGCAGAAGUCCAUUCUAGUGUAAACAAUAUAGAUAAAUUGAGAUAUAUGAUAAACUGUGUACAAAAAGAGAACAACCCCCAUGGACAAGGAUUGUUGGGACUUUUACAUGAUUAUACAACAAAUAAAAAUGGUUUAGAUUUAAAGGAUUAUAUUCAAAAUAUUAUUGAUCUUUCUUUCAAAAGGGUUCAUGGGAAUAUUAAUGAACUUGAAUUUAAUGCAUAUGAUGAAGGCCAUAAUAGUACAACAAAAAUUGCAUAUGCUAGAAUGUUUGAAGCUUUUUUUGAAGGCAUUAAUAAAUUAACAGGUGUCCAACCAAAUUUUAUCACAUUCAUAAAACUGGAUGGGCCUAUGUUUUGGCAUAUAUGGAUAUUGCUCAAGCUUGAGGACUUGGCAAAGCAUUGA